AAUUCUGUUUAAAGAUGGCGGUGUUUCCGGUCGGCUUAUUGACGAGGUGUCCCGUGUGAGGGUUUGCCCCAAGCAGGGGGGCGGAAGAAAGAAUGAAUUAUAUGCCGGGGACAGCAAGCCUCAUAGAGGAUAUUGACAAAAAACACUUGGUCCUACUCCGAGAUGGGAGAACUCUUAUUGGAUACUUGAGAAGCAUUGACCAGUUUGCGAAUCUUGUUCUGCACCAGACGGUGGAAAGGAUACACGUUGGGAAGAAAUACGGGGAUAUUCCUAGGGGAAUAUUUGUUGUGCGAGGAGAAAAUGUGGUCCUUCUUGGAGAAAUAGACCUGGAGAAGGAGAGCGACACUCAAUUACUGCAGGUCUCCAUCGAGGAGAUCUUAGAGGAGCAGCGCGUGCAGCAGCAAAGCAAACAGGAGGCCGAGAGGGUGAAGGUGCAGGCCCUGAAGGAACGAGGCCUGUCCAUUCCUAGAGCGGACACCCUGGACGAGUACUGAGCUCCUGCGUGGACAAUGCCGCUGUAGGUGUCCACACUUAUACAGAUCCCAGGGGGAUUACUUUGCGUUUUUUCCUUUUUUUUUUUUUCUGUUCGGACUUGUCUGCUGCACUCUGUGAAUAAUGGUUCAAACUUACGUAAUGAUUUCUGUUGUAUGUGAUCCCUAGAUGAGAGCACUUAUAUUCCACGAUGAGGGGAAGGCACCCCAUUAAAGAUUUCUUUUUUGACUGGUUUAUUUUUU
Bufo bufo (common toad) is the source of this 734-nucleotide messenger RNA. It is a transcript of the gene LSM1, whose product is annotated as LSM1 homolog, mRNA degradation associated. Gene Ontology annotation, biological process: deadenylation-dependent decapping of nuclear-transcribed mRNA. Gene Ontology annotation, cellular component: Lsm1-7-Pat1 complex; P-body. The coding region runs from base 93 to 494 and encodes 133 amino acids. The transcript has 4 exons. Gene Ontology annotation, molecular function: RNA cap binding. The record is from RefSeq and is a predicted model, not a curated record. NCBI's taxonomy places the organism in Eukaryota, Metazoa, Chordata, Amphibia, Anura, Bufonidae.